Closterium sp. NIES-67 is the source of this 819-nucleotide messenger RNA. NCBI's taxonomy places the organism in Eukaryota, Viridiplantae, Streptophyta, Zygnematophyceae, Desmidiales, Closteriaceae. The record is from the annotation of a GenBank genome assembly.
CUCUCAAAAUGCAACCAACCGAUCAUGCACCAGAGCAUGUGGAGGACAACCUCGGUGGUGAGGAGGCGUUCGAAGAAUUGGCAGAGGCGGCCGAGGCUGACGAGGCGAAGGCCGACGAUGAAGUGGCAGGAGCUGGGGAGGCGGGAGAGGAAGAUGCAUACGCGGAACAUGAUGGCGAAGAGCGGGUAGAGGAAGAUGGUGCGGACGAGGAUGCCGAGGAGGAGGAGGAGGAGGAAGAAGAGGAGGAGGAGGAAGAGGGGGAUGGGGAGGAGGAGGAGGAAAGGGAGGAAGAGGAGGAAGAUGAGGAAGAGGAGGAGGAGGAGGAGGAGGAGGAGGAGGAGGAGGAAGAAGAGGAGGAGGAGGAGGGGGAUGAGGCGGAAGAAGAGGAGGGAGGGGAGGAGGCAGUCGGGGUGGAGGGCAUGCAGGUGGUGGCGGCCAACGACGACUCGGAUGCUAGUGCCCACUACCUGCGAAACAUGCGGAGCGCACGAGCGCAGGCGCUGAGUAAGCAGUCUACAUGGGACGAGGAGGAGGAGGCCGAGCGCAUGCUGAGGAAGGGACAGAGCAGCAAAUUUGAGGCAGCAGCCAAGGAGCUUCAGCAGCGAGAGUGCAGCAUCAGGGGGAGUACCAACAGCAGAGGUAGAGCAGAAGCAGAGGGAGUACCAGCAGCAGAGGUAGAGCAGCAGCAGAGGGAGUACCAGCAGCAGAGGUAGAGCAGCAGUAGAGAGAGUACCAGCAGCAGAGGGAGUACCAGCAGCAGAGGUAGAGCAGCAGCAGAGGGAGUACCAGCAGCAGAGGGAGUAUCAGCAGCAGAGGUAG